ACAUCUUUAUAAGGAUGAUCUCAAAAAUAUAAUUUUCUUUCUAAUUGAAAAAAAUUAAAGCGGAAAAUCAAAUUUAUUGAGUUGCCCUCGCACAGUCGCUCUCGCGCACACCCACCCACCCAUUCUCUCCCCCUUCUUCCGUCACCGCCCUCUCUCAGUCUCUCUCUUCUCAUCUUAUCUCAGCUUCUUCAUCCGCCAUUGAAAGUUUCAAUUGGACAUCCCCUUCCUCACAGCCCGAUCCUCCGCACUCAGAUCUUUCACUGUACAGCCGCCGUUGGAUUGCUUCGUUACAGGUCUGUCGAUUACAGACAAGCAAACAUUAUCAAAACUUUGCGUUUGAGCUGCAAAGAUAGAUUCAUUCAAUCAUUAGCAUAAGAAAGCAGCUCCUUUGAUCUGUGCAUCAGGUCACACGAACAAGGACAAAGAAAAAAGGCAGGCUACUAGCAAGACCAAAAGGACAAAAAUGUCCUCUUCAGCGGGGAAUCAGGUGAGGGCGUCCCAUAUACUCAUCAAGCAUCAGGGUUCGAGAAGAAAGGCGUCAUGGAAGGAUCCUGAAGGUCAGAUCAUCAGGAACACCACCCAAGACUCUGCCGUCUCUCAACUCAAGGCCCUCCGUGAUGAAAUUCUUUCUGGAAAGGCCAAGUUUGACGAUCUCGCCUCACGCUACUCUGAUUGCAGUUCUGCCAAACGUGGUGGCGAUCUCGGUCCCUUUGGCCGGAACCAGAUGCAGAAACCUUUUGAAGAAGCAACAUUUGCGCUCAAGGUUGGUGAGAUGAGCGACAUUGUGGAUACGGAUAGUGGAGUCCAUAUCAUCAUGAGAACUGGAUGAGCACCAAAAGUGAAAGUUAUUGACAUUUUAGUAAGUUAUUGAUAUUUGAGUGAAUCCAAGUAUCUUUUGAAACACAAUUGUUCCUUGAUAUUAAUGUUGCCUAUGACUGAUUACUCUUAUUGGAUGGAGUGAUGUUGACUUGUUGGCGUUUGAGUACCUAAAUAUGGUUUGUAUUAAGUGAUGUUGACUCGUUGGCAUUUGAGUACCUAAACAUGGAUUUGAGCACCGUUUCUAAUACAUAUUAUUCUGGGA
Malus domestica (apple) is the source of this 1081-nucleotide messenger RNA. RefSeq names its product peptidyl-prolyl cis-trans isomerase Pin1. Gene Ontology annotation, molecular function: peptidyl-prolyl cis-trans isomerase activity. The record is from RefSeq and is a predicted model, not a curated record. Gene Ontology annotation, cellular component: cytosol; nucleus. NCBI's taxonomy places the organism in Eukaryota, Viridiplantae, Streptophyta, Magnoliopsida, Rosales, Rosaceae.